AUGACCGCGCGCGUGGUUCCAACCAUCUUAGAUCCGCUCAAUGCAUCCGCGCUGAACAAACUCACCGAGCCGGCCCAACCGCUGUUCAAAAAGCGCAAGAUCGGACAUGAAGCUGCUGCUGGACAGCUAGCUAGCUCAUCUAUAGUGAUUAGAGCCCACGCCGCCUCACUAUCCGAUGAACCACUCGUUUUCGAUCGCAUUACCACCCUACCACGCUCCAGAUUACCACUUUCAUGGCUUGAAGACGCGUCAUGGUCACACUCCGACGCGCAACCGGGCGGCUUGUUCGUUGCUGAUAUUCCCGUCCUCGAAAAUGAUUUAUGUGCCUGUGCAGAGCCUACCGUGCUUGCCGUGCGGCUGGUUGCAGAUGGAGGUUUAUACGUCAUUGAGCGGGUAAAGAGAGGCAUCUACUCGCUUAAUAGGCUUGCACGGUGGGUGCAUGAGGGUGAUGUUGUUGUUGCUGUGAAGGGAUGGCAGAGGUCUUCUCGAGUGGUGGAUAUGGAAGUUGAUGUUGAGGAGAAGCCUCUUCCUGUUCCGGAUGCUCUCAAUUGGUGGCAGGCUGCUCAGAUCGAAGAGCCUCUCUCUGAUCUCGGGCUAGGAGACGACUUCGCUGCGCUGCAUGUUGAUCUUGUGUAUGAGGAUAUCGAGGCGGAUGCUGGGCCUAUUGCACCUUCUUUUGUCGAUGUACCUGAGUUUCGGGGCAAUUCGGUUGCUCCUGCCUCAAAGGGUGUGAAUGGCGAUAUGGAGGCUUCGUUUACGGAGUCAGAGUCCCAGCGCAUGCAUCUGACGGACGCUAUGGAUGUCGACUUCACAGACAAUAAUGAUAUUGAUGGGAAGCAGUCACAUGAGGAGCUUUUGAAUGGCAUGAGGGACCAUUACCUGCAAGCACUCUAUAUCUCAAAGACAUCUCUGGCCUACUUUGCAAAGGGCCCCUUGACACGUUGCCGUGCCGCUUUUCAAUCGUCUACCCUUGAGCCAACUCGGAAGCCCAGCCAACUAGUCGACUUUUACCGUGAGGCUAUUUUGGCUGCGAAGAAGAUGGACCUCAAAUAUCGAGAAGCAUUGCCAGCAGCCGUUCAGGAGGCAGUGCUUGCUGUAUCUGAUGGUGAAAGGGGUACUAAAAAGCGGAAGAGCAAAAAGAAGAAGAUGAGUAAAAACGGUCUGUAUCCUGAAGAGGAAGACUUCAUUCACAAGUGGUGGAAGGACCGGAUCAUCGCAGAAUCAUCCGCUCAAGAGAAUUCACGUGAAGCAGAGACCAGGAAACACAUUUCUGAUCUUCGAUUGCGUGAAACGCAAUUGCAGAUUCUUCUAAUUCUGGAAGUGAUGGCUUUGGAAUGGACUCCCGUCGAGAAAAAAGAUGUAGAGACCAUAAAAGAGAUCGACGGGGACAAAGACACGCUCAAGAAACCCAGGCCCAAGAAAUCUCAGGAUUUGAACGUGCUCCUCGAACUACACCUCGACCGGCUGUGCAUCUGGCAUGCUGUUGGCCUCGAAGAACCUUCAACGGCCGACACGGCAAGAACAUCGGCUUUCAACGAAGGCCAUAUGUCUGGAAAGAAGGUCGAAAGUGAUGCCGUGCGUGACUUUUGCACCGAGGUCAUUGUUCCGUUCUAUGCGGCACGCUUGCCAGGCAAAUGCAAGUUGAUCACUCGAAAAUUUGGUGUAUCCGGUGGUAUUUCACCAGCGGGCAAGAAAUUAUCAAACAAGAGAGAGCGUCCUGGUCCUGGAGCCGAAGUCAAACGACAAGCGCCGCCUCAGAAUACUCGCCGCUCGCUACAGCGUGUCUUGACCGACGAGAAGGCUGCAGCGGCAUCUCAAAACCGACACCCAUCUCUCCAUCGGUCUAGCACAGCACCAAGUAAACAGGAAACGAGCCGUGAUUCUAUGGAGCCCUUGCUUCCCACUGUUCUAUCAGGGAAUGUGCGAGGUGGAAUCCAAGUUAAACGUGUGGAAAACCGCGAGGUUGAUCUUAAUGCAGUUGCUCGUCAGCACGAGAGUAAAUUGCGAAAGGUUCAAAUGUUGGUCGAUCAAAAGAAGGAACUUGAUGCUGCAAUUCACGCUCUGCGAAAACCAAACCGAGAGAUGGUCGCGAACGACAUUAUUGAAGAUGCGACUAAGCGGGCCUCCAGCGGAGGGGGUAGCUCCCGGAAGCCCAAGAACCCUGUUCGCAACCCAUACGGCCAAGGCGUGCAGGUCAUGGCAACACCUCGUGGCAAUCGCAAGAAGGAUGCGGUUGUCGGGAUGCCUCCACUACCUCGCAGCCUUAAACCUUCCAAAUCAUUUGCCGGGGAAAUGGAAAACCAUUCCCUAGCAGAAUCCCCGGUUAUGAUUCCGUCCUCGACUCGACGGGCAAUUUCAUUCUCUGGGCCCGAUUCAAACCCAUUCAAGUCUCGUCGCGCUGCAGAUACAGUCCAGAGUGGGCGCCGGCAGCAACAACCGACAGAGCUCGGGUCUAUCCAAGAAACCCCUACCCGCCCUCCAAACCGGCUGUUGUUUGAUACCAAACCCCGCAGCACUGAUCCCGGCCGUGUAUCUUCAUCUGCAAGCAAAGUGACCGAUCUUUUCCGAGUACCCCAGCUUCCCGAGUCUCGUACAAACCCUAGCGAACCGAUAGCGCCUUCAACCCCAGUUUCAUCCCGGCGUAAGCAUAUCGUCGCAACAUCAACACCGGAAUCAUCCCGGCCGCUCAACCGGGCUUUCGAAGGCGCCCGCUCCUUAAUAAUCACAGAGACACCACCAAAGCAGCGUGGUCUAGAAACCAUGCCUGAUCCUAGCUCUAUUCCGGCCGUUCCUAAUCUGCCGGCAAUGAUCGCCAACAAUCUCUGUGUGCCGUCUUCGCCAGUUGUCAUCAGUACCCCAGUCAAAGGAGCUGGCGUCAUUCCUGUGACACCGGACAAGCCACAAUCCAAAUCGAUCUAUGACCAGCUGGGCUGGGACGAUGAUGAUAUGGACUUAUUGUAG
Penicillium odoratum is the source of this 2961-nucleotide messenger RNA. RefSeq lists its product as uncharacterized. Gene Ontology annotation, cellular component: DNA replication preinitiation complex. Lineage: Eukaryota; Fungi; Ascomycota; Eurotiomycetes; Eurotiales; Aspergillaceae. Gene Ontology annotation, biological process: DNA replication initiation. The record is from RefSeq and is a predicted model, not a curated record. Bases 1 to 2961 code for a protein of 986 amino acids. The transcript has 3 exons.